Molecule: messenger RNA, 984 nt
Organism: Lindgomyces ingoldianus
Lineage: Eukaryota; Fungi; Ascomycota; Dothideomycetes; Pleosporales; Lindgomycetaceae
Exons: 11
Coding region: 1-984 (327 amino acids)
Source: RefSeq, a predicted model, not a curated record
AUGUAUUGUGAGCUGAGGGUUGAUUGGGCAGCCCGUCGUAGAGCCCCCUGGCUUACAUAUAAGGAUUUUCUCUGCCUUAUAUCUCCAUGGAUAAUUGAUGUCAAAGUGGAGUCACCUUCUUUUUUUACCCAUACGGGGACGGCUCCCAACAUAGACCUAGCAGACCACAAUGCAUUUGCGACCUCGUAUAAAUGGACCGAGGCGGUAGAGGAGAUUGGACAUGACUUCGAGAAAGCUUUGGCCCCAGGGUUUUCAUGCACGGUAGUAACUAAAAGCCUGGCCUUAUGGGCGAGGAAAGAUGCUCCGUGGCUACCUGAUGGAGACGUUCUGGUUCCUUAUGUGCUAGGUCGGGUUCAACGAAAGAUACUUGCGUUGUUAGCAGUCCGUAUGCUAUUCAAUGUUGAGAGACUGCACUCGUUCGGAUUUGUCUUCAAUGAUGGUCUCGGCGGUCUCUCGCCCAUCCGAGCACGGAUACAGUUUGCAGAAGCUCUAAAUGCGGAGAUAAUGUCUAACAAAUCAAUAGUAGAAGAUAUUAAACUGGCUAAAGGGCCUCUCCAAGGAGAUGCCUCUACGCAGACGCUGGCUUGGGCUACUACUCUAUCCAUGAAGGUCCCGAGAGACACCACCAAAGUACUAGACAUUGACCGAGCUGAAGAGAAGGAUGUCUUCAUUGAAAGGAAGGAAUAUGGCGCAUCAAUCGCUAAUUACAAAACAUUUUCAAUCACGCUCCGUCCCGAUACACUGACCCGUUUUCUGCAACGGUUUUCGCAAACUAAGAAACCCCAAAUACUACAUUGCUUGGAAUACAUUGAAGAUCCCGAGAGGGCACGUUUUGGCUUCAUAUUUCAGAUAUCUUCUCCACGAGUUUCGAUCAUCGAAUCUUACCCUAAACCUCCGCUACUGGAGCACCGCAUCGCCAUUGCAACAAGAAUUACAAGCACACUAUCUGCAUUUCACUGUGUAGGUGACUUCAUGAGGAAUUAG